GUGGCUUUCCUCUUGCAGGUUCGCGUGAUGGAGCGUCGACUUGAGUGGAGCGGCGGGAGCGGCGGAACAGGCGGCGGAGAGGGAGGAGGAGGAGGAGGCGGAGGUGGAGGUGGAGGAGGAGGCGGAGGCGGCGGCGGUGACGGAGCGGGCAGCGGCGAGGAGAUGGAGGACGUGGAGGUGCUGCACGUGGAGAUGGUGGAGAAGGAGGCGGUCAUCACGACGCUCUCGACCCAGGUGGAGGAGCAGCAGAGACAGCUUCGCCUGCAGGACGCGAAGAAGGUGGAGGCCAAGGCGGCGAAGAUCAAGGAGUGGGUCACCAACAAGCUCAAGGAGCUUGAGGACCAGAACGCCCACCUCCGGGAGCAGAACGCCAAGUGUAACGUUCAGUUGGAGCUGCUGCGGGGACGCCUGGCGCACCUCUCCACCAUGCACACCGAGAGGGACAGAGAUACAGAGAGGUUAUGGAAAAGGAGAUCGCUAAGUCUGCCGAAGGACUCCUCCCGGGGCAGCUACGAGGGGGACAGACCCGAUAGCGAUGAGUCUCUCCCCGAUGGAAGGAACGAAGCUGACUACAUCCCAUCCCGUCCAGCCACCCUCGGCAGAGACCGACGAUCAAAGUCAAGACUGUUGCCUCCCAGAUCACCGGCCGGCCUGCGCAGGGCCAGCUCCAGUGACACAGACGCCAACUACGGGGAAAUCCGCUUCAAGUCUCGCCACAACGGCCUCCAGCGAACCAACCUGGAGAGGAGGCCAUACCACGAGGACAAGAGGCCCAGGGACUCCCGGGUGGACUCCGGCUCAGUGGACCUGGAGACCCCCCAGAGCCUCAGCCCAAAGAGCCCCCUGGAGGCCAUGCUGAACAGCCUGACGCAGAGCACCGGCAGCCUGCCAAGGAGUCGAGGGGACAGCCCGAGGAAACCGGUGCCGCAGCCCCGUACAAAGCACCUCAAGAAGGGUGGAAGUGUGCCCGCCUACGUCACGAAAAGUGCUGAUAGUCUUGACCUGGAGCUUGACAGUUACGACAACACCGAGAGCACGGACUCUAGUCAGUUGGUGCGCUCCGGGGACAGCCACUUGAGUGACGAAGGCCGGCGGUCCCGCGCCAAGGACGAGCUCCAUGACUAUAGUGAAAUAUACACUCCGAGCCGUGACCACACCGCGUGGCCGGGCGAGGCCGAGGCUAACGGGGAGAAGCCCCCCACUCCCCCCCUGCACCGCUUCCCCUCCUGGGAGUCAAGAAUAUACCAGGUGGCUCAGGAGGGCCUCUCAGGGUCUGGGGGUGCCGGGCCAGGGGAGGCGGGCAGCAGGGUGAGGACCUCCGGCCUUGGAAGCUACCCUGAGAUCCACGUCCCGGUGUACGCAGCCGUCAAAGGGCGCGCCAGUCAAAUCCGUUCAGUUCCAUUCACCGGGGACUCAUCAGACUCCUCAGAUGGUGAGGACCACUGUGGGGGCUCAGACUCCAGGGGGCUGUCCUCCCACACCCCUUCCUCCUCCGCCGAGUCCUCCUCCAGCUCACCCUCCAAGAGCAAAACCUCCUCGCUCUCCCCUGCCAAGCUCUCCGGGUCUUCCCCCUCCAAGAGCAUGAGGAGAGACAGCAGUCGGCUAUCACAGGAUUCAGCCGACUAUGCUGAUUAUGCCAUCCCUCCAGAUGCUAUGCCAGAUUCUUUGCCAGAUUCAGUGCCCGCCUUGAGGCUCCCGGAUACAUCCUUUGAGUCUGGCGUGUCCGAUGAUUAUGCAAUCCCACCAGAUGCCCGAAGUGACAGUGGGUCGCUAGAAUCUACUAUGGCACCCACCAUCAGUGCCAGGACAUCUUGUGUUGAAACUACCACAAAUACUCUUACGUCAAGCCACAUUGGCACCGUGUCGCCGCGCCGGGAGAGCUCCCUGGAGAAGAUGGGUUACCUCACCAAGCUCGGAGGCAAGCUCAAGACCUGGAAGAAGCGCUACUUUGUGCUCAAGGACGGAACGCUGACCUACUGGAAGAGUCAGAGUGACAUCCAUCGCAAACCGGCGGGCCAGAUCACACUCAACGAGGUGUGUCGGGUCACGAGGUCCGAGGGCGCCCACACCUUUGAGGUCAACACGGGCAAGAAGACUUACUACCUCACUGCAGACAACACGGCCCUGGUGGAGGACUGGGUCAGGGUUCUCCAGAAUGUACUGAGAAGAAACGCCACCAAGCUGCUGCUGAGUAAAGAGGACAACAAGCCCACCCUGCAGGGCUGGCUCACCAAGGUCAAGCACGGCCACGCGCGGCGCUGCUGGUGUGUCCUCAUCGGGAAAAUGUUCAUCUACUUCAAGAGCCCCAACGACCAGAACCCCAUAAGCCAAAUCAACAUGAGGGAUGCACGCGUGGAGGAGGUGGAGAAGGUGUCUGACUCCGAGGGUGAGGACACAGUGGAGGAGGACACCACGAGGGAAGACCUGACCAUCGGCAUCUUCCCCUCCCACCAGGGCCCGACGUACCUCAUCAUGCCCAACAAACAAGAGAAGGACAACUGGCUGUACCACCUGACUGUGGUGUCUGGCGGCGGCCCCAACGCUGGGACUCAGUAUGAACAGCUGGUGCAGAAACUCAUGGAGCUCGAUGGAGACCCAAACUGUGUGCUGUGGAGGCACCCACUGCUGCUGCACACCAAGGACCCCAUCACCUCCCCGCUCACCUCCCUGCCAUCCUCACAGCUUCAGGCGGAAGCCAUCAAGCUAUUUAAGGCCUGCCAGCUGUACACGUCAGUCUUGAUGGACUCGUCGGGUAUAGACUAUCACGUGGUGCUGUGUCAGAACGCUCUCCAGCAGUGCCUCACGUACCCUGAGCUGCAGUCCGAGCUCCUCAGUGCUCUGAUCAAACAGACAUCGAAACACCUCCAAGCCAAACCAGGGGUCCAGGUAACCAAGACUCUGAACAAAAUCAAGCACUCCCGAAACCUGCUCCUCUGUGCCACACAAUCCCUGUUUUUGUGUGACUCCUCGGGCGCACAGAAAGCCUCCCCCACGCUGGGCAGUGGCCAGUCCCUGCCGGCCGACCCCAAGAUCAACCCUCCCUCCUACACCUUCAUCCAGGGCUGGCAGUUCCUGGCCCUGGCUGUCUCCUUGUUUGUCCCCAAGAACAACAAGCUGCUGUGGUACCUCAAGCUGCACCUGGAGAGGAACGCUGACACCAAAACUGAGGUUGGGAAGUACGCUGCAUAUUGCCAGCGAGCCCUUGAGAGAACCCUGGAGCAUGGAGGUCGUGAGGCAAAACCUUCCAGGAUGGAGGUUCUUUCUAUCUUAUUGAAGAAUCCAUACCACCACUCGCUGCCCCACGCUAUACCCGUCCACUUCAUCAACGGAACAUACCAGGUAAUUGGCUUUGAUGGCUCAACCACCAUCGAAGAGUUCCUGCAAUCACUCAACCAGGAGAUUGGCUGCCGGGAUGUCCAGCAGUCAGGGUUCGCUCUCUUCUCCGACGACCCCAUUGAGAAGGACCUGGAGCACUGCCUCAACCGGAACGCCAAGCUGUGUGACGUCAUAUCCAAGUGGGAGACAGCGCUGAGGGAAAAGGGCUCCGGGAAGUUUGAGAACACCAAAGUGAUCCGCCUCCUAUACAAGUCCCGAUUAUAUUACCGAGCAGCGUCCAAGCAUGAGACUGACAAGGAGAAGCUGCUGCUGUGUUACCAGGUCAACCAGCAGAUCCAGCAGGGCAAGUUCCCCAUCACCUGGGAGUUGGCGCUGGAGUUGGCAACACUUAUGGCACAGAUUGACAUGGGCGAGGUGAACAGCGAGCGGUCCCGAGGCUCAGGGUCGUCCGGGCCCUCCACAGCACACAUCCAGCAGGCCUUCAACAAGUUCUACCCCGCCAGGUACAGGGAAGACCUCUCGGAUGAGGACACCAAAAACUUGCUGGACAGCUUACAAGAGAAGUGGAUCAGCCUGCGGGGGCGGCCACAGAGUGACUGUGUCCGCAUCUACCUAACCUGCACCAGAAAAUGGCCUUACUUUGGAGCAACGCUGUUCCCCGCAGCAACGCCCACCCCAGACGGCCCUCCAACGCCGGUGUGGGUGGCCGUCAGCGAGGACGCCAUCACGCUGCUGGACUACACCACAAUGGUGUCUGUUGGCAGGUACGGCUACAGCUCCGUGGUCACCUUUGGAGGCUGUCAAGAGGACUUCAUGCUGGUGGUGCACACGCCGGAGGAGGACAGCGCCCACCACCCUCCCGGCACACACAAGCUUCUGCUCUGCAUGAACAAACCAAAGAUCCUUGAGCUCACCCUCCUGAUAGCGGACUACAUGAACGCCCUGGGUCGCCCCGUCCCCGGCACGCCCCAGACCGGCACGCUGACCCGCCACGGCUCCCGGCGGUCGGCGCGCUCCCACAUCACCUCCAUCCCCGGCCAGCCCGACCUAGUCAAGAUGACCACCGAGGUCGACAACAAGCUCCAGCGCCUGGACGCCAAGCGGAGGGCGCCGGUGGACUCCUCUGUUGUCUGACCCUCAGUUCAGGCUCGGGCAUCCUGAGUCAGGUUCAUGCUCGGCCCGACCGCCACACUGUGAUAACGAUUCACUGUCCUCCCGUGUGCUUUCCUGUUUGUAAGGAAAUGUAAUCAAAUGUACUGAAUACUGCUAGACCAAUACAUCAAAGCUUCAGUUACUUGCAGGGGGAAUAGGUAAGUAGACUUGCAUGAUAAGCAACGUUACCUAAUGUGAAUUUGAAACAUCUUUUGUGGCCGAGCAUUAUUAUUAUUAUUUUUAAGAAAUCUUGAUUUGCUUCUCAUAGCCAGUAACUUACUUUAGCUUGAAAUUUGUACUAAUAUGACAUUUGGGGUAACUCGUUUGAAAUUGUACGGGGCACAAAAUUCUGGUUUUCUAAUCAGUGAGGAAGGAAAAUCCCAGGUCCUACAGUCAAUAAUGUGCCUUAUGCUGCACUGGAUACCAUGGAACAAGACUCUUGUUUCUCUGAGUUACAAUAAUUCUGAAAGUGCAUAAAUGUGAUGAUGCGAGAGUUGCAAGAAAUUUCUUCACUAUUCAGUACUACUCUGAAUGGCUUCACAACACUAGUCCAUUGUACACCUAGUCGUGGAAGGAAGGAGUGACUCCCAGCGAGGGGAGGAGGCAGCCAUCUGGAGACCAGCAGAACAAGGACGCUACAGUAUAACAUAAUACAUAGAGAGAUUUGUUUCCAUUGCAUCAUACAAGGUUCAAUUGAGACAUGAAAGCCCAAAAUUGAGCACAGAGCAAAAUGUUUAUGGCAGGAUAAGUAAGAUGAUCCUUAACAGUGAGACCCUUUUUAUAUUUUUCCAACAGACUGGAUAGAAAUGCAUGUUGAUGACACUUUACAGCAAGAAACUUUAAUCUAUUGAAGCUAUAGACUAUAUCAGCCUGUCCUUGGGAGGGACCAACUGUCCUUAGUAACAUGGUUGCAGGUCGUAUUGAGGCUGCAUUACACUUAUUGGGAAGAAGUAUAUUUUUUUCCAGGAAUGCAUAGGUUAUUACAUAUGAAAAUUUAUAUAUGUAUAUUAUAUUUUCACAAUUAUGUCAGAUCCUGAUAUCCGUAGUCACACAUAGUACACUCCACAUACUGAAGACAUUUGUUUUAACCCUUCAGAUAACCCUUUGAAUUUGGGAGACAAGAUUAAUUUUCUAAAACACACACAGUCUUUAUGAACACCCAGGCAUAGGCAGGACAGCUGUUACUCAUUUGUACAGACACUGAACUGAUCAGCUGUUCUUUGAAAUACUGUUAUUGCAUUUUCUAAUGAGACUGACAUGCGUUUAUUUAGAGCUAACAUUUAUUUUAUUUUCUGCAAUAACAAACAAAAAAAUCAUGAACAAAAGUAGUUUGUGAUGUUAAUUCAUCACUGCAGUUGCAGUAUUGGAGGCAAUGAUAUGCCUUCAUGAAUUCUUAUGGUGUUCUUAACUCAAACGGUAUACAUUUAUUUUCCUAAUACCAUUGCAUUACAACCCAGUCACACAGCACACAGUACUAUGAAUGAAACAACUAAAUAUAUUUAUGAAGUAUAGAAUAUGCAAUGAGGGCGACACAAGCAAGGGUUCAGGAAGCUUUACUCAGGGGGACGCCUGGCAGGACACCAGAGGAGGGAAGGAAGGAAGGACUGUACCAUAGUAGGUUAAGGGAGGAAGGGAGACGCACAGGGCUGGCGUGCAUGCUUGGUGAGUCACACACUACCAGGUGUAGGAUGCCACGUAUAUUCAUGAACGCUAAUGUACAUUUUCUGUUCAAUUCCAGUGAAAAAUAAUUAUACUUUUCUGUGGUUAUGAAAACCUAGGUAAAUGUUUGUAAGUGACACACUUGUUAUGCUAGUUUUUCUCAAUUACUAUUAUUACAUUUUAAGCUCUUAUGUUUGAAUGCUGUGUUGAGUUAAAAAAAAGACUUCCAUUAGCUGUGUAGAGUGAAAUAUUGUGCUGGAGUUGAAGUGGUGCUGUGGAGGCAUCACUCAGAUGGAAGCACAGCAAAGGCCAGCCAGCAAAACAUGAACUAAAUUGAAGUUUGGAAUGUGAGUGUAAGUAAAAUUGUCAAACACUAAUCUUGGUGGUCAUUCUGCAGCAUUGAGUGUGAUGCUCAAAUGAACGGUGCACAGCCUCCAGCACAAAGGGACUAGCUCAAUGAAUCACACACAAAUUUGUAACCUUGUUCAACUUAUUCUCGAGCCAUUAUCUGUACGCCUUCACCAGGAGGAAACCACACACGAAACUAUAUAAAGAGGCUGAAAAAUUAAUCUCACAACACUGAUGGCAACGGCUCCAAGAGGCGUCAGAAUAAUAUUAAAAGCAGGAAAAUCUAAUAGCAGUAAAGUACCUAACUUCAUGACUGACAGAAUGAUCACUUGUAUAUGUUAACCGGACCAUCAACAAAUUGGUUUCUGAACAAGCUUAUGUACUUUGAAAAUCAUGUAUGUUGUGAGUCCAGAGGCUUCAUUCACUGCAUGUGUGGCAAAGGAAAUGAAGCUUUGUCCAGUAGCCUCAGCUUCCACACAGGAAAGAGAAGAUAUUCUAGACUUAACUCCUUGACUGCGGAUUUCCUACAAGAAGACAUCGCCAAGCUACAGGAAUGGAACAAAAAGUGGCUGCUACAAUUCAAUGAAGAAAAGUGUAAAGUCAUGCACCUUGGGAGGGGAAAUCCAGCUUACCAGUACCACAUGGGAAACACUCCACUAUCCACCACAGAGGCAGAGGAAGUAUAUGUUACAAGGCUACCAGUGAAGGCGAAAUCCGUGCCAAUCACAGCGGACGGGUUAAAAAAAUGAGAAUUCCAAUGAGAGAAAAAAAGUCACCCAUAUUAUCAUCACUGUCAUCAUCACCACUACCAUCGUCGCCAUCAUUAGUAGCCCCAGUUUCCACACAGAAAAAGAGAAAAACAGCCAUUGGAAAGUGAGAAUUCCAAUGAAAAAAAGUCAUCUUGAUACGCAGCCUUCAUACCCAUGCCACGGGGACACAGUUGGGGUUGUUUACGAGGUCAUAACUUUGUACAGAAAGGGGAAAACUAAUGCUAUCAGACAGCCACUUCCCUCUCUGACCACAGGAGCAAACAAAGGUGCUUGCAUUGAGGAAGUGUCAAGGUCCACAGAUGCCAAAUGCUCAAUGCCAUAUUCCAAGUUUUGCUAUUCAUGAAGGUGCCUCAAUGUGGUCAUUUUGAUACAAGUUAUUGGAGGGACAGGAAGUGAGCAUCAUGAUUUAGGGAACAGACAAAGGUUGAAGACAUUCUAAUGAUUAAGAGCAAGAAAAUAUAACAAGAAAUGAACCUGGUAACAGAUGAACAACCCGCACAACAGAAUGGUAACCCAGAGAUUACAUAAGUCCAGGCCAGCAGAGAACCAAGUGGAGAGAUGAAGCUAGAACCUUUGCCGGAGCAGGGCGACACCAGACAGAGAGGUGGAGGUUGGGGAAAGCCUUUGCUUGCCCUGCAGUGAGCUAGUAAUGGCUGAGGAUGAUGAUUAUUCAUAUACAUUGGCCAUACUCAGGCCAUGCAGGAGCUGUGAGUGUUAGGCAAACCAUCCUCUGUGACUGUGCUCCCUAAAUCAUCUGAAUAUUGUUUUUAAUCAAAGUUUAGGCCCCAUGUUUGUCUGUCUUAGAUGACCUGACACUCUCUUUGAUAUUCCUUUUCAAUUAUUAAUAUUUUUGUAACUCCGUGUGUCUGGAGCAGCUGAGAGUGUUGAAUGAUAUGUCUCAUUCACGGGGCGUGUCACUGUGCCGUGUGCACGCCCUCACAGCCCGUGGCAGUAUGUGAACAUGAUGUUAAGCUUCAGGCAGUAAAGCAUUACCUACCCUUGAGUCAGAACAACACUGCUAUGGUACAGUUGAUAAAAUGUUGGCAUGAUGCUAAAGACUUGGAAAGGAAAUUUUCCCCAGGUGAAAAAAUUAUUAAAACAUUUUACUCAAAAAACUUCCUAAAUAAUCUUCAUGUAUGUCAUGUCUUAGGGAGAUCAAUGAUUAUUGUGAUACUCACUAUAUAUAUAUAUAUAUAUAUAUAUAUAUAUAUAUAUAUAUAUAUAUAUAUAUAUAUAUAUAUAUAUAUAUAUAUAUAUAUAUAUAUAUAUAUAUAUAUAUAUAUAUAUAUAGAUAUAUAUAUAUAAUUUCCAGGUAUUACAGUAUUAGUACUGGAUGUUGAAACUGCAGUCAUUCAGUGGCUCUAUAUUUUCCUUGGGUCUUGCUUGGGAACCAAAAGGCCUUGCACUGGGCCAAGCAGUGUGAGGAAGCAUCAAGGUGGCAGCAACCCUCAUUUUGCUGUGUUGAAGCAUCAAGGUGGCAGCAACCCUCAUUUUGCUGUGUUGAUUGACUAGACAGCUUAACAUAGACCUUAACUGUUGUGUUACUGAUUGCAUUUACUUUGUAUUGUAUUAGAACUGACUUUGUAUUCCUUUUUUACUGCUGAUGAUCCAAGGUGCCAUAAAUACUAGUCAGAGUUUGUAACGUUCAUCAUAUUCCACCAAGUCUGAUGAAGUAUGCCUUCCAAGAUUGUAUAACUAAGGUACAAUGUAAGAUUUCAUGCUAUGUAUAUAUAUUUUUUUGAGUAGUAGCUUUAUUAUGUUAAGUAGUCACUGCUGUGAAUUGAAGACUUGCCAUUGUAGCCCAUGGAAAAGAACACUUAUUGACUCCAAACCUGUCACCUGUAUCAUGCCGUGUAAUCUUUCCUUUGCCCUCCACACCCUCCUUCAGUCACUUCACAGACACAGAGCUUUAACUUGAUGUGUACAGUUUGUGAGUUUUGUAUGUGGUCUGCAUCUCCCCGUCUGGUUUGUUGAGAAGCCGAGGGAAUGUUCCUGCUAUGCCUUAUUUUUCUUCAUUUUUGGCAUUUCAGUAGUUCUUAUAGUCAUAUGUAAUUAAAAUGUAUGUAUGUAGGUAGUGACUUUGGCACAAACUGUGCAUACAUUACAUGUGUGUGUCACACAUUGUUUCUUUUACUUUCAAUAAAUGUAGAGAAAAUAAUAUGAACACUGGUAAAUUAAUAAAUAUUUUCUAUCCCCA
Molecule: messenger RNA, 9462 nt
Organism: Eriocheir sinensis (Chinese mitten crab)
Lineage: Eukaryota; Metazoa; Arthropoda; Malacostraca; Decapoda; Varunidae
Exons: 26
Coding region: 28-4470 (1480 amino acids)
Cellular component (GO): cytoskeleton
Source: RefSeq, a predicted model, not a curated record